UUCUGUUUACUGUACUGUGGGUUCUUGUUUGGCACUCCCUCCUACCCCGUCAUCGCUUCUCCUCCCCCACCACCUGUUGCCUCUCCCUCCCACCCACCUCGUCAUCACCUCUCCCUCGCACCCACCUAAUCGCCUCUCCCUCCCACCUUUCCGUCGCUGCUCCCUCCCACCCCGCCAUCCACUCUCCAUCCCACCCCGCCAUCCCCACUCCCUCCCACCCACCGCGCCGUCGACUCUCCCUCCCACCCACUGUCGCCACUCCCUCCAUCCCGCCGUCACCGCUCCUUUCCUCCCGCCGUCGCCGCUCCCUCCCUCACCGUCGUCGCCUCUCCCUCCUCCUCGCCGUCGCCUCUCCCUCCCAUCCCGCCGUAUCCUCCCCCUCACUCCCCGUCGUCGCCUCUCCCUCCUCCCCGCUGUCGCCUCGCCAUCCCAUCCCACCGUAUCCUCCCCCUCACUCCCCGUCGUCGCCUCUCCCUCCUCCCCAUCGUCGCCUCUCCUUCCUCCCCGUCGUCGCCUCUCCCUCCUCCCCGUCGUCGCCUCUCCCUCCUCCCCGUCGUCGCCUCUCCUUCCUCCCCGUCGUCGCCUCUCCCUCCUUCCCGUCGUCACCUCUCCCUCCUCCUCGCCGUCGCCUCUCCCUCCCACCCCGUAGUCGCCUCCGGCGACAGGUGCACGAGCGCAACCGCGAAUUGGUGCGAGAGCGCGGGUUGGUGCGAGAGCGCGGGUUGGUGCGCGAGCGCGGGUUGGUUUCUGGCACCGUGGUUAUCAGGUGUGUUCCCGGUCUUUUCAUCCUCCCCUCCCCUCUCUGA
Molecule: messenger RNA, 806 nt
Organism: Closterium sp. Naga37s-1
Lineage: Eukaryota; Viridiplantae; Streptophyta; Zygnematophyceae; Desmidiales; Closteriaceae
Source: the annotation of a GenBank genome assembly